AUGGCACACUCCAAUCUUUCCCAUCGAAGGACGCACAACCUCUUGUUGAUUUCGAAACUUCUCAAUCAGAGGGACCACGCCAGUCCACUCACACUCGUCCUCGACACGCUGGAACAACCCGCCAACCCGCUGGUGAGGGAGUACCUACGUCGGUCGAGACUGUCCAAAACCAUCACCGUGUUUUUGUCUUUUGAGACUUUCGUCAAACCUAGAGACGUUGACUACUUUGUCGCAUGUCACGGCGGUGGCGAGGGAGGCGGAAACCCACAAGAUAUAACAAAACAAGUCACCGAAAUCUUGUCGAGGAAUCCGGGUAAACGACACUUGAUCAUAAUUGAUUCAUUGACAAGACUAUCUUCAAUGUCGACGGAUCCAUCAUCGAACUUGACCCUCACCUCAUUCUUGUCCUCUUUACUACGGCCGCCUCAACAACCAAAACAACAACAAGCAUCGAUCGAACAACCUACGCAAGUGUCGUUGGUGGCAGUAUAUCACACCGACGUGCCCCUCCCGUCCGCGCCAACAUCAUAUUCACCGUCCCCCCUCUCACUUCUAUCCUACCUCGCCACCACGGUCAUCACGGUCCACUCACUGGCCAUUUUACUCGCCGAAAAAUCCGCCCGGGCAAGAUCCCUCGCUUGCCCGACCUUCGGUCUGCGAGAAGAACGCGAAGGUGUCCUGGUCGGUCUGAAACCACGCGCGGCAAGUUCCAAAAAACCCCACGACGAACCCAGUAGUAGGGGUGGUAUCGUCCUCGAACUCGAACAUCGUAGAAAAAGUGGUCGGGGAGUAUUAGAGUGGUAUUUCCUUCCUCCUGUCGCCACCAUCUCAAAAACAACAACACAACAGACCAACAACAAUCCACAAGCAGUAUUUCGCGAAAUCGUUACUUUACUCGACGAUCAUCCUCUGUUUCAGAAAUCAAAGGAACAAGAGAGCGCCGACUCGGAGCUUUCGGGGAUGACGUUUGAGCUUGGCUUGACGGAAAGGCAGAGACUAGAGCGUGAGGGAGUGGUGUUGCCUUAUUUUGACGCGCAAAAGGCCGGAGGGGGUGGCGGCGAAGGUGGGAGGAUCUUGUACGAUAUGGGUGUCGAGGAUGACUUUGACGAAGAAGAAGACGAGAUCUGA
Messenger RNA from Exophiala oligosperma, 1128 nucleotides. RefSeq lists its product as uncharacterized. Lineage: Eukaryota; Fungi; Ascomycota; Eurotiomycetes; Chaetothyriales; Herpotrichiellaceae. Gene Ontology annotation, cellular component: elongator holoenzyme complex; nucleus; cytosol. The coding region runs from base 1 to 1128 and encodes 375 amino acids. The transcript has 2 exons. Gene Ontology annotation, molecular function: tRNA binding. Gene Ontology annotation, biological process: tRNA wobble uridine modification. The record is from RefSeq and is a predicted model, not a curated record.